AUGUCUCAAGUUCAGAGCGUCUCAUCAGAGGAGCCUGUUGACAUGCAAGAACUCCAGGACAUCCCGAGCCGCGAUAGAGGUGGCCCGGAAAACAACCAGAUUUCUGGUAGCAGCGCAGCCAACUCGUCUGCGUCAGAGCAACACAUGAUCGUCUCGAUUGCACCAAUCCAUCCAAGCAACAUUCCCUCAGGCCCAACAAACCAAUGGCGUAAAGUCCUCCAGAGCCCCGAACUCAUCGGCAUCGUCUCCCUCACAACCCUCGCCUUGACCAUCAUCGCCGUCGCCAUGGCCAUAUGCUCGACUCUAUGGGCCUCCAAAAGCUUCACAUUCGGCGCCUGCGUUAGCCUGGCCCAAAUCGAUCGAUUCACGCGGUCGUGCAACGACACCAUCGCAGGCGGCAUCCCUGCGUUUGGUAUCCGCCAGCGCUCUGCUGACAUUGAUUUCGAGAACGACAAUUUCGAGUGGAGCUGGAGCAGGGAUCAUGGGUACAGUCGACAGCAGUUCUUGAAGACCUCAUCGCUGCGGGAAUUCGUCUCUGUGACCUUGCUCUUGGUCCGUGGCUUCAUCGCUCUCGCGCUGAGCUGUUUUCUGGACCCACUGCCGCCGGGAUCGCGAUUUAGCAGUCGAUAUUUGUGGUCAGAGGGCUCUUUGCUCCUGCGAACGUUGGGCAUGUUUGCUGCUUUGUUCUGGUGUGAGAUUGCAUUUUAUGGGCUGUAUCCGAAGGACACGGUGGCUUUUGUGGAGAUUGUAACUGUUCUAGUGAUUGUUGGUAUCGGUUCGGUUCUGUCGGUUCGCUGGAGGAGGCUUGGGUUGCGAAAGCUGAAGGAGGGUUGA
This is a messenger RNA of Zasmidium cellare ATCC 36951, 834 nucleotides long. RefSeq lists its product as uncharacterized. Bases 1 to 834 code for a protein of 277 amino acids. The record is from RefSeq and is a predicted model, not a curated record. The transcript has 2 exons. Lineage: Eukaryota; Fungi; Ascomycota; Dothideomycetes; Mycosphaerellales; Mycosphaerellaceae.